AUGGAUGUGAAGUGUGAAAAUUUACAAAAUGGUGAAUUUCCUCUGACAAUUCUACAUUUAAAUGACGACAUUGUGCCUGAGAUCGGUAGCACUGUUGUUAUUAGCGAAAAUCAGUCCGAAAGUGUUUGCGACUCACCUUCUAAAAUAUGGACAGGCAAACGCGUGCUUUGUUCCUUUUCAGCUAAUAACGUUGAUCUAGAUGAUUAUCCUUUCCAUGCUGUGACGUAUGGAGAACCAGGGGAGUUAUAUGGGUUGCCCUAUAAUGACCAUAAUUAUGCAAAGGUGUGGGAGGAGGAGUCGAAUAAUGACAACCAACUGGCCUUACUAGCUAAAGUUGCACUGUCCGGGAAGGAGGGAACUGACGCUGAAAUCCAACGGUCGGGUUCAUCUGGUAACGUUGGUACUGUCUCGAAUUCCACUGAAUUGGUUCAAAGCUCUGGUCACCGGGGCUCGAAUGUGCCUCAUGUGACAAUUAUCAAAACCCCAUUCUUGAAUCAAAAUUAUCAAACGUCCUCAUCGAUUCAGUCGACUCUUUCUACGCCUACUUGUAAGGUUGCGACAUCGAAUGGUCGAACGAUACUUCUUACGCCAAGUCGCGGAAAUUUGGGGGCUUCUGUCCAGAUUCAUCGCGUAUCCUCUGUUAACACAUCUCAGGUCCUUCUGAGGGCUGAUUUUUCUUCUGGUGACGGCGUCUUCAAUGGGAUUUCGUCCACCCUGAAUGGUUCUAUCCGCUGUAUUUGCGGCUACAAUCGUGACGACGGUUGCCUAGUUCAGUGCACCAACUGC
Molecule: messenger RNA, 786 nt
Organism: Hydatigera taeniaeformis
Lineage: Eukaryota; Metazoa; Platyhelminthes; Cestoda; Cyclophyllidea; Taeniidae
Source: the annotation of a GenBank genome assembly